AUGGCGCGGCCGGUACAAUUGGCGCCGGGCUCGCUGGCACUGGUGCUGAGCCCCCGGGAGGCCGGGCAGGCGACAGAGAAGCGGGGUGGCCGCGCGCUCUUCCGCGCCUUCCGCCGUGCCAACGCGCGCUGCUUCUGGAACGAACGCCUGGCACACGCCGCCUCGCGGCUCGCCUUCCUCGGCUGGCUGCAGCGCCGGGUGCUGCUGGUGCGAGCGCCCCAACCCUGUGUGCAGGUGCUGCGGGAUGCCUGGAGGCGCCGAGCCCUGCGGUCGCCCCGAGGUUUCCGCAUCACUGCGGUGGGUGAUGUCUUCCCAGUGCAAAUGAGUCCCAUAGCCCAGUGUCGGUUUGUGCCCUUGGCUGAAGUUCUUUGCUGCACUAUAGCUGAUAUGAACGCAGCUCAGGUGGCUGUAACACGGGAAUCACUCUUGGAGCACUUGAGACAUUACCCAGGUAUUGUGGCUCCAUCCCCAGACAUUCUCCACAGCACACUGGGGGCUCUAAUUCAAGAGAGGAAGAUUUAUUACACUGCAGAGGGCUACUUCAUAGUUACACCGAACACUUACUUUGUCACAAAGACAGCCAAGCAGGGAAAUAAGAGAGCUCUCCUGUCAGACGAAGGCUGCUCAGAGCCCACGUCAGUGACCUAUCUGGUGAGCGUGGAUUGCUGUGCAGAGCUGGCCCAGGAGAACGAGGCCCCUGUCUCCCACUGUCCCUCGUGUCAGUGUUUCCUUGAUACAAGCAUUCAGGACUCUAAGGACCCACUGUCUGCUGAAGAACUGACUAGAAAAAACCAGGAAGGUCUCGAGAAACCCACACCUUUGUCUAAGAACCAGGUACUUUCAGCAUCUGAAGACACCCACAUCUGUAUGAGCCCCAAACCAUUACCAUUCACCAAAGACAAAGGCAAAAAAUUUGGUUUUGGUUUCUUGUGGCGCAGCUUAUCUAGAAGAGAGAAGCCCAAAAUAGAGUAUCACAGUUUCUCUGCGCAGUUCCCGCCCAAAGAGUGGCCCGUCCGAGAUGAAGACAGCUCCAACAACAUCCCCCGAGAUGUGGAACAUGCAAUAAUCAAAAGAAUUAACCCCGUGUUGACUGUUGACAACUUAAUCAAACACACAGUCCUAAUGCAAAAAUAUGAAGAACAGAAAAAGUAUAAUAGCCAGGGCACUUCCACUGAUGUACCGCCGGCCAGGCACAAGUGUUCUAAAGAGGGAAUUCGGAAAAGGCAGGGCAGGUUUGCCAAGCCUCACCGGCGGGGCUCUUCUCAUAGGGGUAGACAAAGAGCUUGGAGCCAAGCGGAUGAACUUGAGCCAGGACUAGAGAAGCACCCCAAGGUCUCUGAAGCCCAGCCUGCUACCAGAAUGAAAAGUCCCAGUAAAGAAAUUCAGCAGUUGCAUGAUGGGAACCCAGCUAUGUCAGGUGCCCACUUGAUUUAUAAAAAACAGAUCAGUAAUCCUUUUCAGGGCAUGUGUCUCCGAGGGCACUCAGUAUCCAAAGGACACAGUGUUCUGAAGAGCCAUCAUCUGAAACCUAGUCCUGUGAGGCCAGAGAAGAAGUCUUUCCCGCGGGCGGGGUCUUCAGGUCCUUUGGGAGUCUUUGACGCUAGAGCCAAAGGGCCAUUUGCAGAACAGUGCUGUGAUAACCCAGAGACAGAAACCAAGCAGGAGGUGAAGGCACCUGUCCAUCCUGUCAGUGACUCCAGUGGUGGCUCAGGAAAUUACCCUCGCCACCCUCGGUGCUGUUCCUUCAGGGAAAGCUUGUUGAGAGGUGGCGUGUAUGAUGGGGAAAGCAAGGUCAUUCCUGAAAUCUUAAGGAAAAGUUACUCUGACUGUGACAUGUUCUUGGGAACCAAAGAAACGCAUCAGGUCCUGCCUUCUUGGGACUCAGUAUUUUGUUUGUAUCCUUCAGUGGAUAAGACGGUACACCAGUUCCAAACCCUGGGCCUCUUAGAUUGCCCAGUUGGGGCAAACCAUUUGAGGGCACGUGAAAGACAAGACGGUGACUCUGAAGAACUAACGAGGAAGGCGUUUGUCCCAGGGGCCAAGAUUGUCAAUCUGGAAAAUGAGGGGUUCUCCGAUAGUGAGCAGGACAAGGUAGCUUUGAACCAGAGUGACACCGGGGUGGAUGACGGGGCCUGCAGUUCACUGUACCUAGAUGAUGACUUCUCUGAGACUGAUGAUGACUCUCGUCACACACUGCCUGGACACACCUCUGUAGGUGGAGGCGGGCGGAAUCAUCUGGGAAGACCAACGGUGACUGGAAGAUCUCUGACCGAAAGUGAUAGCACAGUUGACAGGUUUGAGCCCCUGGCGCUUGAAGGGCACUGGUACAAAGCUGGCUUGUUUGCGAAUUCAGGGGACGGCUCAAACCCUCAUUUCACUGUUAGCCCUGGCCUAAAUUCAGGGACUCCAUUUAGUUUCAACUACAAAAGAGAGACCACCGCUGCCUGUGUCCAGGCCCCAGCAGCAGCUCGUGGAAGUUUACUUAAAUUCUCUACUGUAAGGAAAACCAGUUGUGGGGCAAAGAUCCUGCAAGAUUCUCCUGCUGAUGCAGGAAUGGAUCCAGCUGCCUGGAGACAGAGCCCUCUGAAUCAGGAAACCAAGCCUUUCCCAGACAAAUCACAACUUUUGAACACCUCGCACGUGCCAGUGUUGACUCAGGAGCCACAGCGAGAGCACAGUCACCUCGAAGGGACAGAGAGUUACAGCAUGACCGGAGACAGUGGGAUCGAUUCCCCGAGGACCCAGAGCCUGGCAUCUAAUAAUUCAGCCGUUUUGGAUGGAUUUAAGAGAAGACAGAAUUUUCUGCAGAACUGUGACGGCAUAAAGAAGAGGCAAACACUCACAUCCAGUUCCUUGCUUCAACUAACCCCAGUUAUAAACGUCUAACUUAAAAACAAAUGUAUUUCAGAUGUGGUAUUACACUGUAGAUCAGGCUGGCCUGGAUCUCGAUGGGUAAUCCCCCUGUCUCUGGUUCUGGAGUGCUGGGAU
Molecule: messenger RNA, 2988 nt
Organism: Microtus ochrogaster (prairie vole)
Lineage: Eukaryota; Metazoa; Chordata; Mammalia; Rodentia; Cricetidae
Gene: Stox1
Product: storkhead box 1
Biological process (GO): regulation of transcription by RNA polymerase II
Cellular component (GO): nucleus; cytoplasm
Molecular function (GO): RNA polymerase II transcription regulatory region sequence-specific DNA binding
Source: RefSeq, a predicted model, not a curated record